This is a messenger RNA of Colletotrichum abscissum, 1602 nucleotides long. RefSeq lists its product as uncharacterized. The record is from RefSeq and is a predicted model, not a curated record. The transcript is spliced from 2 exons. Lineage: Eukaryota; Fungi; Ascomycota; Sordariomycetes; Glomerellales; Glomerellaceae. Bases 1 to 1602 code for a protein of 533 amino acids.
AUGCCUGAACAGCCGACUGCCGAGCAAUGGGAGAAGCACAGGCCUCUCAUUACCAAAUUAUAUACUACCAGAACCCUCAAGCACAUCAAGGAUGAGCUGUAUAAAAGGCAUGGAUUCUAUGCGACAGAGCGCAUGUACAAAGGACGGUUCAAGACCUGGGGUAUCGGGAAAAACAAGAAGCGCAAGCCCUUUGAGGCAUCACUACCCAGAGACGUUGACCUGGGGUCGAAUACUGCCGCCGCACCUCCUAGCGAUAUCUCAAGCCCUACCUCUCCAAUCGAACCAGCCAGUUGUUUCUCGCCGGCACUAACGCCAGGAGAGUCUCCUCACGGCGGUCAUCGAGUUUUUGACGCGCGCUCGACAACCUAUGUCGAUACACCACGCCCAGGGACCCUCCCACCGACACCAGCCACGUAUGGAUACAGUUCCCCAUUUGAAGUAAGCCAGAAAGAAGCUAGCAUGACCCCUGACAUGCUUUGCAAAGAAAUCGUGACAUUAGCGACGUUGAUACUCUCGAAACUCGUCUCAGGGCGGCCGCCGACUUUGGCGUGGGACGACUACACCCCCAAGGACGACCACCUCGCGAUAUACCGCACGCUUCAGAAAGAGCUUAAGCAUGAGAGUCAUCUGAGAGGUUGCCUUGUGAACAAUCCAUCAGUUGCAGUCAAGUCGAGAAUGAACGACCAUGUCAACGAGCUGCUAAAGUCAUUUCACCCCGCGGUACCAAUCGGCAUUCUAAGCUCAUUCAACCAAUCGUCGGAUACUGCAGCCAUCAACGAGUUGGCGCACUGUCUAGUGACAUCCUCGACGGCCAUCCUACCGAGAGACCACGAGUUUGUACAAUUAGCGCAGAGAGUAGAACAACUCCUCACAAACACUCUAUUCUCAGAAUUCAAAGCCUGCAUGGAACGCAUUUGCGAUGAUCUGCAAGUCAACGUGCUCAAAGUCCUUGGCAGAUGGAGCUUAGUUAUGAUUUACCUGAUUUUCGUGCUGAACGCCAAAAAAGCAAAAGAUGGACAACAGACGGAUCCCAAGAUCCUGAAUAUGGCAUUGGAGCGGUACACACACGUACAGUGCUCUUACUCAGAUGAUCCGAAGCUGAUUGUUCAAUUUGGACACUUCAUCCUAGGCUACUACGUCCUCGUCGCGUCUGAAGCAGAACUUGCGACCAGUGUGCGCGAUAUGGCAGAGCAAUGCUACAACCGCGCUGAGGCGUACCUCUCGGAGCAGGAGUCUUCGCCAAACUCCAAAUACGCAGAUAUUCAAGAUGCAAAGUCCCAUUUCGGAAAAGCAUGUGCCGUUCUGGCCGACUGUCGCUAUGCACAAGGCUCGCAGCAAGCGGACAAGAUGCUUCGCGACGAGAUCCACGACUGGUCGCGGAGACUUUUGCUCGUGUCGAUAGGGUGUCACGUUGAUACGGACAUGGCGACGAUGGCGCAGUUUGAGAGACAGAAGAAGAAGCUAGAGGGGUGGUGUAGAGAUGCGGGUGAUUUGGAGAGGCAGAAGCAACUAGAUUGUAUCCGCGACCUUAUCCUGGGAAACGAGCAACGGCCAAGGGACGGUCCCCUUCUCCCGAGGUUGAAGGUGUUGGCUGGCAGUUGA